AUUCAAUUCAAGCAAACACGUUGGUUGGUCCUUACUCCCCAGCCCUUCGGCAGGCAGGUAGGCAACCGACCACGCCACACAGACCACAUAGAUAACACACACAAGGACACAGCCAGUGCCAGACUGAGUCAUCAUAUGCCACGGAGCUGAGCUGUCAGCCACACGAAAACCGGUGGAAGUCUUGCUGGUGUGCCACCGAUGUCCAUCCAUCCAUCCAUCCAUUCAUCCAGUCAGCAACGCAGGCAGGACGAAAGCGCCCGGUGAGUGAGUGAGUGACCGAUACACAGACAUGCAGACAUAGACAGACAGACAGGCAGGCAGGCAGACACUGAAUGCGAUGACUGAAUGAUGCAGAGAGAUAGGGAGGGAAAAAGAACCCGAGAAGGGGCCCAGCAGCCAUGCCACGGAGAAAUAGAUAAAGACUUGAUAUACAUAGUCAUUCAGAAAGCGAUUCGGCCACACCACACCAUACACACAGAUAGAUUGCCCCGGUCCGUCAUGAGAGCGAGAGCAUGACACACACACACACACACACACACACAUAUGUAUCCCUUUCCCCGCCCGCCAUAUUGGUACCACACCCCCGUAAUCGAUACCUACCGUCAGUCAGUCAGCUGUUCUCCCCACCCCAGCGCAUCACUCACUCACACCCACACUCACACUCACACGCAUCCAUCCAUCCAUCCAUCAGCAUGAUGUAACAUACAUAGCACGGAGAGAUACUUACCUAUGCAUUGCUAUGAUAUCGAUCACCGUCAGUCAGUCACAGUCACGCCGCCACUCAUUGCCGGUCUGUCUGUAAUGAAUGGUAGGGAGGGAGGGUGCCGGUCAGCACCAUCUUCCAUCCAUCCAUCCAUUUAUCAAGCUGUACACACACACGCAACACAUGACGAGUCGUCCUAUUUUCCGCCGGACGGGGGGGGCAGCCACCGGCCACAAAUAUGACUAAUCGCAUCUCAGCCCCAGCCCCAGCCCCCUCGCUCGCUCGCUGCUGCUGCUGUCAUCUUUGUGUUUGCUGCCUGCCUGUAAAAACAAACAGCCGUUCGUCAUCGGCAGAAAAGGGCUGGGCUGGGCUGGGCUGCCUGUCUCCUCCUCCCCCAUUUGGAUAAAGAACCUUUAAGCCAUCCAUGCAUGAAGGCACUCGCUCACGCACUCGCUCUUGCUGUGUUCAGUAGACAGUUAGUGGUAAGAAGACAGUAAUCGAUAUGUUUAUGUGUGGCUUGACAAACAACAAGGGAGCGAAAACAGUUGCCGCACGAAAAACGGCCUUCUUCCUUCGUUUGUUCGUUCGUUGGUUCGUUCUGGCAGGCAGGCAGACAGGGAGGCAGACAGGCAGGGAAGCAGAGGAAGUGCAGGCUGGCUCGCGCGCGCACACUCGUCACCAUAAAGAUCACAUCACACCACACGCACCACAUACAUCCAUUCAUCCAUCCCCCCAUCCAUCAACACGAGGCGAGUCAUCAUCAGUCGUGUCGUUCUCUCUCCGUCCGUCCGAGAAACUGACAAAAGCCCCCCAUAUGAUGGUCCUUCCAGCCGUCCGUCCAUUGAGCUGCAUCCGCCACAGUGGUAGCCCACUACCGCCAACGCAGCACAGCGCAGAACUGUAGACCAGCCACGCUUUGCGACGGAGGUCGGCGCUGCGCUACCACUUGUUGAGAGAAUUAGCUCUCUGAUGACGCUCCCCCCGUGGAUGAUGUGAGCGGCCAGACAGACAUACACACACGCUUCCAUCCAUCCAUCCAUCCAUUCGUUCGUUUCUUAGACAACGACACCACUCUGUCAGCCAAGCCACAUGUGUAUCAGCCAGCCACCGGAUGAGUGAGUGAGAGGGGUUGUUUAAUUACAAAAAUCGGCACACUCGAGGCAGCCUGCCCAGCAUCGACUAUCUGGAGAGCAAGCUGUCUCGAUUGGCCUGACGAAAUACGAUAGAUACGUACAGACAUACACAGCGCACCACAACACACGUACACAUAACAACACGCACACACAGGCAGGCAGCCAGCCAGACAGACAGACAGCCACAUCAACUACACCCAGAUAUGCACUCGUCUAUAUAGCCACUCCCCCUCCCCUCCAUCUCCCUCACUCCAUGCCGCCAUCCAUGCGCUCGUCCCCUGCUUCUGUCUGGAAGCUCACGCGGUGCUGCUCGAACGCCCCACGGUCGUCGUCGCCCUCACCGUAGCCGAUGGCGGGCGCGCCGAUGCGGUGGUCGAUGGACGGAGGGGAGGUGGGGAGUGUGGGGACGAUGGGGCCGAUCAUGGUGCCCACGUCGAGCGCCAUGUGGUCGUCCUCCUCCUCGUCCCCCACAUACUCUGACUUGAUGUAGGGCAGCGGCCGGCCGUACGAUGAGCCACCAGCCACCUUGGUGUGCAUGUCCUCUCCUGCACACGUGUGCACACACGCACGGUAGAGGUAAUGACGGACAAAGAUUUUCUUGCCAUUCUCUGCCUUGUGUUUUUUUUCCCCUUUUCUCACCUGUGUAUGGCUGCAUCAUCUCUUGCUCCGGUGCCAGCUGCUGCUGCUGCAGCUGCAGGGCGGCCUGGACGUGCUGCAUCUGCAGGAACGGCGAGGUGGGCGGCGCGGAGAGCUCCUGCAGGGGUCCAUCGGCAGGGGGCGGCAGCACCGACAGCUGCGGCACGUGCUCGUGGUGGUUGACGCCCAUGACGGGCGGCGUGUCCGCACCGCCGUCGGACGCCAUCUCGAUGCGUCUCCUCACCAUCCGGGGACUGCCCACGGGCGAUCGUGAGCCGACGGGGCUCCCCGGGGGCGCCGACUUGGCGCGCGAUAUUGGGAAGAUCGUCGGGUCGAUGGGCAGGUGGCCCAUGAGGUCGCUGAUGUUGCUGAUCCGGGGGAAGGCCGGCCCGUUGUUGUUGUUGUUGUUGUUGUUGUUGCGGUGGAGGGGGGACGUGGAGGGCGACCCGGGCACGCUUCUCACACCCUGCAGCAACGUGCCCGGGGGCUGCAGCGUGUUGCCGCGCGUCUGUUGGGGUGAGGGGAUGGGUGUCGAUGGCGACCAUGGUUGCGCGACGGGCGUGCGGGUGUCGCUGGGCGCGCUGGGCGAGGGCGACGAUGAGCCGCCGCUGGUCGACAGCUGGAUGAUGGGAGGGUGGUGGGGGAGGAGGGAGGCGGGGAGGCUGCUCUGGCAGUACUCCUCUGCCGUCUGGUAGGAGAACACCAUGCCCUCGGGCGCCAUGGCCUCGUAGUAGUGGCAGGUGUUCUGCGGGAUGCGCACUCGGAUCCUCACUGAGCCGGGCGGCUUCUGCGGCACGACUGUACGGAUGAAGGCGAAGCCCUGGUUGACCACGCUGUCGAAGUCGGGGUCGUCGUGGUUGCUGCUGAGCUGCUGCGGGUCGGCCUCGCGGAGCGUGAAGCGCCGGCCCUGUGCCAGGAUGCCGUCACCGAAGUCGAUGAGGAACUCGUGAUCGUCGACAAACAGAUGCCGCAGGAAGUGGGCACCAGCACGGUUGAACCUGACACACAUGAGGCACCACAUGAACGAACCAGCGAUAAGCUGUGGGUGUCGCGACGUACCUGAGUUUGAUGUAUGAGUAGUUGAAGUUGCUGGAUCUGUUGGCCACCAUGGCGUUGGGGAAGAACAUCUCGACGCGGAAGAAGGGGUCGAUCGUCGGGUUGCCCUCCAGCAGCGUAUCCACAUACACACUGUCCUCGUACCGGGCAGCAGGGGGACACUGACCCCCUUCAGCAGCCCCGGCAGCAGCAGCGGCAGCAGCAGCAGCAUAGUUGAGCAGCUCCUGUGUGGCCGACACGUGUGCCUUCUCAUACAGACUGUGUGCCUCGGAGGUCACCAUCCCGUCGAUGACUUCAGUGGGGUCGAGGGAUGCGUGGCGGCGCUUUGACCGGCCGGUGGAGCUCUGGGCUGAGGGGGAGGGAGGGGGUGGGGCGGGGGAGGGGGGCUCGGGCGACCGCUCGUUCUCGGGAAUGUUCAGUCUGCGAACCACCUCCAGCCAGCACCCCCAGGAGUUCUGGUAGUGAUUUGUCGCGAACUUCUGCUUCAACACGUGCUUGCCGCACACGCGACACAGCGUCCGCUCGGCGCCACUGAACGGCCAAGGAGGGAGGGAGGGAGGGAGGGAUACAACACAGACAGACAGACAGGCAGGCAGAUAUUGGCUGGUGUGUGGUCGUGGAGCUGACUCAGUGUGGUCUCUCUCUUGUCAAGCGGGCCUUACUUGUACUCGAAGUCGAGCCGCACGUCGCCGACGAAGUCAUUGCCCCGAGUCACCUUCCGCUCGCGAAUCGUCGUCUGCGGAAACUCCCACACCUGAUAGAUAGAUCAGAUCAGGUGACAACCGACACACACACGUCACACCGGCUCCUUCCCUCCCUCCCUCCCUUCCUCCCUCCCCAAUGCGUCUGUGUACCUUUUCGAAGGCCUCGUCGAUGAGGACGUGGUCCGAAGCGAUGCGCUGGUUGAGUGGACGGCACUGCUUCAUGAAGUAUUCGGGGAGCGACCCCAUCUCCUCCAACCGGUACGCACACAUCGUGGAGAAGCUUCCUCGCCCACCCGACGGACCCUCCGUCGCUCGGUGGGGUCACGUUGGCCUCGUGAACGGCUUCCGGUAACCACACAGAUCUCCCGUGGUGCUCCAGCGGGAUCUCGCACAACGAGGGCGUCCUUUCGGCUAUGCCUGUGUGCGGCUCAUAGCGGUGAGGCGUUCCCUGCUCCUGCGCCAGGGAUCCCGGAUCAGCA
Molecule: messenger RNA, 4711 nt
Organism: Vitrella brassicaformis
Lineage: Eukaryota; Vitrellaceae
Source: the annotation of a GenBank genome assembly